GGCGGGGCUACGUACACUACUGUCGCGUAGGAGCGGUUGCCAUGGUGGACAUGUCUCCUUAGCGACGUUGUUUUAAGUGCAUCGGACUUCAUUUGUCCUUCAUUACGAAGACAACACAAUGGCAGAGACUGCUGACAGCAAGAAAGAUGAGGCAGACUACAAGAGACUGCAUAGCUUCCCUCUUAUACGGCACACAGAUAUGUCUGAAGAGAUGAGGGUAGAGACCAUGGAGCUGUGCGUUACAGCAUGUGAAAAGUUUGCCACUAAUAAUGAGAGUGCUGCUAAAAUGAUAAAAGAGUCCAUGGAUAAGAAGUUUGGAAGCUCUUGGCAUGUGGUUAUUGGCGAGGGCUUCGGUUUUGAAAUCACACACGAAAUGAAGAAUUUACUGUACAUGUUUUUUGGUGGAAGCUUGGCCGUGUGUGUAUGGAAGUGUUCCUAGCCCUCACAAACUGUUCGCCAAACACACAAAACCAACUGGCAAAAACAAAUCUAAAGUUUGUCCUGGACUCUCCAAUUUGAUAAUGGAUGUUACACUUACACACUUUGUGUGUGUUCUCAGAAAAUAUUUUUUUCAUAAAUAUUUUUUCUUUAGUUUUUGUCAUUUCAGUACAGAACAGGGACAUUUUGAAAGUGCUCCUUAUUUUUGCCGAUACUCCAUCUUGUCUGUCUUUUUCUUCUCACCAUCUGUCACAUCUCUGUCCAUCUAUUCCACUUUUUACUCAAUUACAGUUUCUAAAAUCCAUCCUUUUCAUGUUUUCUGACAUAUAAUGUAUUUUUAUAAGAUAAAAUGCUAUUUUUAAUGAAUCUGUGAAUAUGUAUUAUCUGUUUUUAAAACAUCUAAUUUUUUAUAGGCUGUAGUUGUACAUUUUGUACAGCUGUAAAGUUUUUUUUUUUUUAAAUGAAAAUCACUAUUAAUUAUCUUGUGUAAUAAAACCCCAUAAGAAGUGAAGCGUCUGUUUAUUGUAUUCUCUUGU
Messenger RNA from Triplophysa dalaica, 974 nucleotides. RefSeq names its product dynein, axonemal, light chain 4b (gene dnal4b). Gene Ontology annotation, molecular function: dynein intermediate chain binding; dynein light intermediate chain binding. Gene Ontology annotation, cellular component: dynein complex. Gene Ontology annotation, biological process: microtubule-based process. Lineage: Eukaryota; Metazoa; Chordata; Actinopteri; Cypriniformes; Nemacheilidae. The transcript is spliced from 4 exons. Bases 119 to 439 code for a protein of 106 amino acids. The record is from RefSeq and is a predicted model, not a curated record.